AUGUCCGACGCGCUGUCCGACGCGGAUAAGAUCCGCAACAAGCGCCUCGCAAAGCUCGGAGGCCAAUCUUCUGCUCCAGCAUCGCCUACUCCCGGCGACUCAAACAGCCCGUCAGGCGCUGCUUCGCCUUCUGCCUCGACGCCGCAGCCCGCAAGUGCCCAAAGUCCGGCCCUGGCCACAGCACCAUCGCUCAGCCCGAGCUCCACGCCUGCCGCCGUGACGGAAAGCCAGGCCUCCGCGCCCAAGAUCAGCAUUACCAAGAAAGCCCCGACGUCGCUACCCCAGAAGCGUGAUAAUGAGAGCGAGUCUCGGCCACGACCCCGUCCCGCUGCGGCGCCUGAGAAUUUUGAGGCGUGGCAACACAGGACACUCAGCACCAUCUUCAGGGUAACACUGGAUGAGACACACACGCAGGAUGCGCAUGGAAACCGCUUGGCCUACGUGCCUGGUGUGAAGGGAGACCUGGAGGAUGCUGGAAGCCCGCUGCUAUUGAACACGACUGUGCUGGAAGGGGUACUUUUUGAGGCCGCGUCCAACCGGCCUGAUGGCAAGCCGUUAAACUGGCUGUUGUCAUGCUGGAAACGUGCGGCCAGGGUUUCGAGAGGUGCAACCACUGCGGACAAGAACGACCCGGCGCGAGCUGAGGUAAUGAAGGAGGCUAAGAGGCUCACCUUAAGCUACACCAUGCUUGCGGUCAACGUACCCGACAUGUUCGGGCUGGACUCAUGGCUUGUGAACCCUCUGGCCCAACACCUGCUGAACGACCCUGAGGAUGAAUAUGGCAUAUGCCAUGAUUUCCUGAACGAAGCUGUCUCACGGCUCGAGGAAGACGAGUCUAUCAAGGAAGCAUUGGUCGGCGCGGUUGAGCAGCUCAGUCAGGAUCUGAGCAAGAAGAGCAUGAACGACCAGUUUAAACCUUAUAUGCUGGCUCUGCGCAAUAUCUGCCAGUAUCCUCCGCUUGUAGUAGCUCUGUCACAGUCACCCAAGUUCUUGCCAUCGGAUAUCACUGCGCCCCGUUUGGAGCAUGACACGUUGCUGGGCCCGUUCUUCAAGCUAUCACCGUUACAGGCCGAAGUCGCGCUAAACUACUUUGCCGGAUCACGAACCAGGGAUAGGUCUGUCAUCAUGAAUGCGCAGCGAGCUCUGCGCAUGACUCUGGCGACACACCAGGAUGAACUUUUCGACGUGGCCAACCGCUUCAUUCGGGCAAAGGAUUCCCGGUCGAAUAUGCUUGAUUGGUUUGCGGCGACGGUCAACAAGAACCACAAGCGCCGCGCUAUGCGUGUCGAUGCGAAGCAUGUCUCAUCUGAUGGCUUCAUGAACAAUAUCACGGUUAUACUCGAUCGCCUCUGCGAUCCAUUCAUGGACUCGACAUUCUCUAAAAUCGACCGGAUAGAGAUUGAUUACAUGCGGAGAAACCCGCGUGUCGACAUCAGUGACGAGACCAAGAUGAACGCAGAUCAGAACGCAUCCGACGAGUUUUAUUCCACGAAAGUCGAAGGAGAGAACAAUUUUAUCUCAGAGUGCUUCUUCCUCACUGUAGCGGCUCAUCACUAUGGUACCGAAGCUGCUCAGAGCAAAUUGACCCAACUUCAGAAAGACCUCAAAUGGAUGGAGCGUGAGCUUGAGAAGUUCGAGACGGAGAGGCACAAGUACGCUCAUAACCCGGCGCAGCUGCAGGUAUUCGAAAAUGCUUUGAAGAAAUACAAAGAUGCCGUCGAACGUAGCCAUUGCACCAUCUUGGCAACCCAGGGAGUCCUUCUUGAUGAGACGAUUCAAGGACGGGCUAUGCAAUUCAUGCGAUACGUCAUUGUCUGGAUGCUGCGUAUCGUCAGUCCCGGUUACCCUCAGAAGGCGUUCAAGCUCCCGCUUCCUGCGCAGCAACCAGAAGCUUUCAAAUGUCUGCCGGAGUACUUCCUCGAGGAUGUUGUGGACAACUUCAAGUUCAUCACCCGCAUGAUGCCUCAGAUUGCAACCUCGACACAGUGCGAAGAACUAAUCGCAAUUUGUCUGACCUUCCUACGAAGCUCGGCCUACAUCAAAAACCCCUAUCUCAAGUCUGGACUUGUCACCAUCCUUUACUACGGGACUCUGCCCUUCCAAGGCCGGUCCAAGGGCGUGCUUGGAGAUCUUCUGUUUGCAACCAAGUUUGCCACCGACAACCUCCUACAUGCUCUGAUGCAAUUCUACAUCGAGUGUGAGAGCACUGGUGCCCACACGCAAUUCUAUGAUAAGUUCAACAUCAGAUACGAAAUCUUUCAGGUGUUCAAGUGCGUCUGGGGCAACCCUGUGUAUCGGGACCAUCUAGGAACCGAGGCUAAGGUCAACCUGGACUUCUUCGUCCGUUUCGUCAAUCUGCUUCUCAACGACGUCACCUUCGUCCUGGAUGAGUCGUUCACGGCUUUCACCCAGAUCCAUGAUCUUACCAAACAACUUCGCGAUCCGAAUGCCAUCCCGGAUGAGAACAUCCGCAAGGAGAAAGAAGAGGCGCUCGAGUCGGCGAAGGGCAGGGCCAAGAGCUACAUGGGUUUGACCAACGAGACGGUGGCUAUGUUGAAGCUUUUCACAGAGGCCCUCGGCGAUUCAUUCACUAUGCCGGAGAUUGUGCAGCGUCUCGCUGACAUGCUGGACUACAACCUGGAUGCCUUGGUGGGUCCCAAGCAGACAAAUCUCAAGGUCGAGAAUCCGCAGGAGUAUGGCUUCAACGCCAAGUCAAUGCUUUCAGAAAUUGUCGACGUCUACCUUAACCUCAAGGAGAAGGAGAACUUUCGUCUUGCUAUCGCGCGCGAUGGCCGUUCUUACAAGCCGGACAAUUUCAACAAGGCCACGAGUAUCAUGAGGAGGUUUGCUCUCAAGUCUGAGGAAGAAAUUGGCAAAUGGGAGCGCUUGGCAAUUCAGGUUCAGCAAGCGAAGGAGGCUGAUGAGCAGGAAGAGGCUGAUCUGGGCGAGAUUCCGGACGAGUUCCUGGACCCGCUCAUUUUCGACAUCAUGAAGGAUCCGGUCAUUCUUCCCCAAAGUAGGAUGACCAUCGACCGUGCCGUCAUCCAGAGCCACCUUCUCAGUGAUCCUCACGACCCUUUCAACCGUGCACCACUGAAGAUCGAAGAUGUUAUUCCGGACACAGAGCUGAAGAACAAGAUCGAAGCGUUCAAGACCGAGAAGAAGGCUGCGAAGCAGGCUGAGCGCGCUCAGGCCGCAGGCACCGAACCGAUGGACACGUCUUGA
Diplodia corticola is the source of this 3225-nucleotide messenger RNA. RefSeq names its product ubiquitin conjugation factor e4. Gene Ontology annotation, cellular component: nucleus; cytoplasm; ubiquitin ligase complex. The record is from RefSeq and is a predicted model, not a curated record. Gene Ontology annotation, molecular function: ubiquitin-ubiquitin ligase activity. The transcript is spliced from 5 exons. Bases 1 to 3225 code for a protein of 1074 amino acids. Gene Ontology annotation, biological process: protein polyubiquitination. Lineage: Eukaryota; Fungi; Ascomycota; Dothideomycetes; Botryosphaeriales; Botryosphaeriaceae.